This is a messenger RNA of Nylanderia fulva, 1075 nucleotides long. It is a transcript of the gene Rpb5, whose product is annotated as DNA-directed RNA polymerases I, II, and III subunit Rpb5. Gene Ontology annotation, cellular component: RNA polymerase III complex; RNA polymerase I complex; RNA polymerase II, core complex. Gene Ontology annotation, biological process: tRNA transcription by RNA polymerase III; transcription elongation by RNA polymerase I; transcription by RNA polymerase II. Lineage: Eukaryota; Metazoa; Arthropoda; Insecta; Hymenoptera; Formicidae. The record is from RefSeq and is a predicted model, not a curated record. Gene Ontology annotation, molecular function: DNA binding.
AUAAGCCUAAUUAUUCAACAUUACUGCGCAUGCGCUUGAAAAUACCACGAGAGCUUGGAAUUGUUUUCCAUUCAAAUUUGUUGCGAAAAAUCAAACAAUUGUGUUUGUAGCUCUGUGUUGUGUCCAAUUUUCCUCAGGUUAAUUUUGGCAUAAUUUCUACGUCGAUAUGGAUGACGAGGACGAGACAUAUAAAUUAUGGCGCAUUAGAAAAACGGUAAUGCAGCUCUGUCACGAUAGAGGUUAUCUCGUAACGCAGGAUGAAUUGGAUCAAACAUUGGAGCAAUUUAAGGAUCAAUUCGGUGAUAAACCGAGUGAAAAGAGACCGGCUAGGAGCGAUCUUAUUGUUUUAGUAGCUCAUAAUGACGAUCCUACCGAUCAAUUGUUUGUCUUCUUUCCAGACGAGCCAAAAAUUGGCAUCAAAACUAUAAAGACCUAUUGUCAGCGAAUGCAAGAGGAAAAGAUUCACAGAGCGAUUAUUGUAGUUCAACAAGGCAUGACACCUUCCGCCAAGCAAUCUUUGGUAGACAUGGCACCAAAGUAUAUACUGGAACAAUUCCUGGAGUCUGAAUUAUUGAUCAAUAUUACUGAACAUGAAUUGGUACCUGAGCACAUUGUUUUAACUCCGGACGAGAAAGAAGAAUUGUUGACGAGAUAUAAACUGAAGGAGAAUCAAUUAAUGAGAAUACAAGCUGGGGAUCCAGUAGCACGAUACUUUGGUCUGAAGCGUGGACAAGUUGUCAAGAUUAUUAGGCCAUCAGAGACUGCAGGGAGAUACAUAUCCUACAGGCUAGUUUGCUGAAGGAAGGAAUUGGGGAAAAAUACAUUAAAGAUGAAUUGUCAAAAGUUUUCACAGAUUAAAGAUAAGAUUAAACACUUCAGUUCGAAAUUUGCCAUUUAUUGUACCAGCAUUUUUAUAAUGGCGUAUCAUCUCCUAUCUGUUUUAUUACACCAUCGCGCUAAUAAUAACUACAAUUGUAUUAUACGAUGUUAUUGCUAUAUGUAAGAAACUGUGGCACCAAGUGUUCAAAACAUCAUACAAUCAGCAGUGAAUAAUUAUGAUUCUCAUAUUUAUGUA